UACCUGUCACAUAUCGGAGUAUCUGUUUUGUGCCUGCUUAUUGUAACCUUGCGUAUUUGACAACUCAAAAGUAGAGAUGAGGAAAAUAUAUGCACUUGUGAUUCUCGCUGUUACAUUUAUUCAGUGUUGGAAGCAGGCGAUAGGUGUAAGCCUUCCGGAGGUUAACUUGCACAAGGAUUUAUUUUCGGACUAUAAUCCAAAUGUUUUGCCGCAAGAGAACGAAUCGCAGCCAUUAAAUGUUACACUUGAUAUGCAUUUGAUGUCUAUAGACAAUAUUGAUGAGAAAAGGCAAACAAUAACUAUCAAGGCUUUUCUAGAAAUAAAAUGGAUAGAUGCCUUUCUUAGAUGGGAUUCUACAAAAUAUCCAGGAGUGUCGAGAAUCAGUGUUAAAAAUACUGAUCUAUGGAUUCCAGAUAUUGCAUUACAGGACACGUUUGAUGAACUGACGGAUUUUGGACAAGCUGGCGGAAAAGCUAAUGUGAAAAGUGAUGGUUUGGUAACUAUCUGGCCAUAUAAAACAUAUACAGUUGCAUGUAAAAUUUCAAUAACAAAAUUUCCAUUUGACAAACAAAAGUGUGAAUUUGAUUUUCUUUCAUGGAGCCAUCCGACAUCUGUACUUGUUUUAAACACCUCACAAAAGAAACCGGAUAUGACGUUUUUCACAGUAAGUGGUGAAUGGGAUCUUAAAGGAAGUGAAGCGAAAUUUGUCAGACAAAUGUACGUUACAGAUUCCUUUGACCACGUGUAUUUUUUUUUUGAACUGCAACGUAAAUCUCUUUAUCACGUUAUGAACGUUAUAAUUCCAGUUCUGUGUAUCUCUGUUUUAAAUAUCAUUUCAUUUCUACUGCCAUCAGAAAGUGGUGAGAGGGUAACUUUGUCCAUAUCAAUAUUUAUCACACUUGCUGUAUUUUUGACCACUGUCAACAGUUUGAUGCCAGAGUCUUCUGAUGAGGUCGCUUCAUUUAGUAUUUACUUAGGUCUGCAACUUCUUGGAAGCGCAUUCAAUAUCUUUGUCACCAUUAUCUCGUUAAAUCUCUUUCACCACGAGACUAGUAGGGCUGUACCGAGAAUACUAAAGGCAUUCGUCAAAGGUUGCUGCGUUAAAAAGACAAACGCGCAUUAUCAGAUUGGAACUGAUGCAUCAAACGAAAAUACAGUAGCUUGCUUGAAUGAUAUGCCACACGAACGCAUUCAAGUUGGUAUCGAAUGUCGACCUGUGACAUGGAAAAUGGUGUCAAGAGCAGUUGACAAACUGUGUCUUAUAUCUGCAGUUUGCUGGCAUAUUAUCCUUGCUGCAAGUCUUACGAUAAGCAUUCAGUACUAGAUACAAAAUGUAGUGCCAUUAUGUGUACGACUUUUGUCAAGUAAAAUGUUGUUGCGGAUAAGAUCUUACAAACACUCUUUAAAAGUUACUGUUUAUGGUAAAUUGCUUCUUUGCUGCAAUUAUAAACCUACUGACAAUUGUUUCCGUUAUGAACAUGUGGAAUUUCAUACAAAUCUUAAUAGAGCAAUACCAUAUCUUCAAAAAGAGUUGUAAUGAUUAUAUGAUAGAUUCAAAUCCAUUUUAACAAUUAAACACCUAUUGCAUGCUGUUAGUUGUUUUAUGCAUGCCAGCUCUUCCGGAUAAAUACUUUAAGGUAGGUUGUGCUGAAAAUAGUGAAAUUACUCGAUGCUUUUAAGUGCAUUUUAGAUCAAAUAAACACGUGCGUUUUCAAUGCUUUAGCCCUAAAGUGGUCAAAUAACGCUUUCACCGGCAAGAUUAGAAAGUCGAUGUUGUUAAGUGUACUUAAGAUUUUUAGAUAAACACGUGCUAGUUACCCUUGCUUUAGC
Messenger RNA from Mercenaria mercenaria, 1830 nucleotides. Its product is annotated as acetylcholine receptor subunit alpha-1-B-like. NCBI's taxonomy places the organism in Eukaryota, Metazoa, Mollusca, Bivalvia, Venerida, Veneridae. The record is from RefSeq and is a predicted model, not a curated record. Gene Ontology annotation, biological process: signal transduction; chemical synaptic transmission; regulation of membrane potential. Gene Ontology annotation, molecular function: neurotransmitter receptor activity; transmembrane signaling receptor activity; extracellular ligand-gated monoatomic ion channel activity. Gene Ontology annotation, cellular component: membrane; synapse; neuron projection. The transcript has a single exon. The coding region runs from base 77 to 1324 and encodes 415 amino acids.